Molecule: messenger RNA, 2632 nt
Organism: Pteropus alecto (black flying fox)
Lineage: Eukaryota; Metazoa; Chordata; Mammalia; Chiroptera; Pteropodidae
Gene: CABLES1
Product: Cdk5 and Abl enzyme substrate 1
Exons: 10
Biological process (GO): regulation of cell cycle; nervous system development
Cellular component (GO): cytosol
Source: RefSeq, a predicted model, not a curated record
GGGUUCGCGAGCCCCCUGGGCGCGGGCCGGGCGUCGGGGGAGCUGCUGCAGUCACCCCGGCCGGCGCCUCUCGCUGCCUGCGCUCAGCUCCAGCUACCCGACGGGCAGGAGGAAUUGGAGGAGGACGAUGCCUUUACCAGCGUGCAGGUGCCGGCGGCCGCCUUCCUGGGCUCCGGGACACCCGGGAGUGGGAGCGGCAGUCGGGGCCGCCUCAACUCGUUCACUCAGGGAAUCCUGCCCAUCGCCUUCUCCAGGCAGACCUCGCAGAACUACUGCUCCCUGGAGCAGCCGGGCCAGGGGGGCAGCACUAGCGCCUUCGAGCAGCUACAGAGGUCGCGGCGCCGUCUCAUCUCCCAGAGAUCGUCCUUGGAGACCCUGGAAGAUAUUGAAGAGAAUGCCCCUCUACGGAGAUGUCGAACUCUCUCAGGUUCGCCUAGACCAAAGAACUUCAAGAAGAUUCAUUUUAUCAAGAAUAUGCGGCAACACGAUACCAGGAAUGGCAGAAUAGUCCUUAUCAGUGGCAGAAGAUCCUUCUGUAGUAUAUUUUCAGUGCUGCCGUAUCGAGACAGUGCCCACAUUGGGGAUUUGAAGUUGGAUGGAGGGAGACAAUCAGCAGGUGCCGUGAGCUUGAAAGAGAUCAUUGGCCUUGAAGGCGUGGAACUGGGAGCUGACGGGAAGACUGUUUCUUAUACCCAAUUUCUGUUACCCACAAACGCCUUUGGAGCCCGGAGAAAUACCAUUGACUCCACCUCCUCCUUCUCCCAGUUCCGUUCUCUGAGCCACCGCAGUCUCUCCAUAGGACGGGCAAGCAGCACCCAGGGGAGCCUCGACACAGGCAGUGACCUGGGAGACUUUAUGGACUAUGACCCAAAUCUCCUGGAUGACCCCCAGUGGCCUUGUGGCAAGCACAAACGAGUUCUGAUCUUUCCUUCGUACAUGACCACAGUAAUUGACUACGUGAAGCCCUCAGAUCUCAAGAAGGACAUGAAUGAGACCUUCAAGGAGAAGUUUCCUCACAUUAAGUUAACACUCAGCAAAAUAAGGAGUCUGAAGCGAGAGAUGCGGAAGCUUGCUCAGGAGGACUGUGGCUUGGAGGAGCCCACAGUGGCCAUGGCCUUUGUCUACUUUGAGAAGCUCGCCCUCAAGGGAAAGCUAAACAAACAGAACCGGAAGCUUUGUGCCGGAGCUUGUGUGCUUUUAGCAGCCAAAAUUGGAAGUGACCUCAAAAAGCAUGAAGUCAAGCAUUUAAUUGAUAAACUGGAAGAGAAGUUCCGGCUGAACAGACGAGAACUGAUUGCCUUUGAAUUCCCAGUGUUAGUGGCCUUGGAAUUUGCCCUUCAUUUGCCAGAGCACGAAGUCAUGCCCCAUUACAGACGCCUGGUCCAGAGCUCCUAGCACAGGCCCCCUAGGAGGGCCAGGGACCACUUCCUCUGAGCUCGGCGGAGCAGCAUUCAGUACUGAAAAUGCAAAAAUAGAACUCAACAUACCAGGCUUUUUCCUCUCAACAUGUUUUUGUGUAGAAGCAGUACCGGAAACUUUUCAGGGAGUCUUCAGUCUGGCUGGCCGAGAUGAAAUGAGAGCUGUUUGUUUGCUACUCAGGGAGGGAAGAGGACACCCAUGCAGAAGACAGCAGAGUCCCUUCCAGCUCUCCACUAGCAAGAGUUCUUAGCUGUCUCCGCCCCAGGCUUCCUCCCGGGCACACGCAGGCCUUGCAAGUGUGGUCCAGGGCCUUCUCUCCAGACCCGCUCACUCAGACUGAGGUUCUAGAGCAGAGUGGGGAAGAGAAUUUGCAGAAGUUGGGGGAAAGCUUUUAAAAGAUACCCUCACUGUGUCAAAAGAGUGUGCCAAUCUAUUUUUGUAUCAGCUGUUGAAGUGCACUUUCUCUUGGGGCGUGUGCAUGACUAAGUGUGACAGUGUGUGUCAGAGAUGUCUCGUCAGCUCUCAACCCCCAAAGCUAGCCACAGACCUCAGCCUGGGGUCAUGAGUGGUAAUUUCUAGAUAAUCUCUGGAUAACAGUCACUCUCUAUACCAGAUUGUCGGACAUCCUCUGCCCUCAGAAAAUGACAUUGUUUCUGUUACUGCUUCUACCACGCAUAGAACAGAAAAGACACGUUCUCAGUAUUGGAUGGGUCUUGUGGAAAGGUGGGGAGUGUGGCGCUCUGUACCUGUCUGCCGUCACACUAUGUGCACACACUUAACCUUCGCACUUUUCCCACUGUGGAGAUGGCUGGGGUUCUACUCCGUGGUAUGUAUUCCUGUGCUCUAUGUUAGAGUGCAUAAUAAGCACAUUUAUUGUGCUAUAUAUAUAUAAAGUGUUUUAUAAAUAUCCAGAAUAAGGGUAAGACACAUGAUUGGUGUUUUGAGGCUUUUGACAGCUGGGACAAACUGCAUCUUGAGCUGAGGUUGUGUCCAUCGAUAGAGGCAGUGACUCCUAUCACCACCAUGUACCCAGGUCUGUUAAUGCAGAAUUUCAACUGUGACUUGUACUAACUGCUGCGACAACCUGUACUGAGGCUCGUGACCACGCCAUCACCUCAUAGCCGUAAGAGAUAAGCACCCACUGCGGUUCACCUGACUGAAGAAAGCCCUUGGCCAUGUAAAAGGAAUUAAAAUAUUUUAUUGUUUCUAUAUA